This is a messenger RNA of Aspergillus nidulans FGSC A4, 2301 nucleotides long. RefSeq lists its product as uncharacterized. Lineage: Eukaryota; Fungi; Ascomycota; Eurotiomycetes; Eurotiales; Aspergillaceae. The coding region runs from base 1 to 2301 and encodes 766 amino acids. The transcript is spliced from 4 exons. The record is from RefSeq and is a predicted model, not a curated record.
AUGUCAAUAAUGCUGACACUAACCAUGGGAAGCGUGCCUCCACCUUUAGGCAUAGGGUGUUUCCGUCUUCUUCCUCGCUCUCUGCAUUUCCUGACCCUCAAACUAGUCUGCAAAGCUUUCAAUGAGGUCCUCAGUAAGCAUGAGCAUCCGAUCGCCCGCCGGUACCUGCGCCAGCGGCGGCACGGAACGCUUCCGUCGCCGAUCGACACGCAGCGGACGUAUACGUGGAAACCGGAGGAUGAUGUCGUCCUCCUUUCGGAUUUGUUCCCGCCGACCAUAAGCGCAAAAGGAGGCUUUCUGUAUACGUUUCGGUAUCUGCAUAGUCUGCGCCGGAGACAGAAGCUUUGCUCGAGAUUAUGCUAUUAUCUUGCGGACCGGAUUGUCAAUAAGUUUGUGGCUUGUGAGGGGAUGUUCAUGAAGACUACCUUUGCGUCCAAGGCGGAACGGGCGGUGUUCAUGAGAAGGGCCAUGGGGAAGGUGUGGUCUUAUCUUUCGCCGCUUAUGUAUUAUACCUUGUACUUUCUCGAGUCCUAUGCCGACGCUCGACGCGAGCAGACUAAUGUCCUUUUGCGCGAUUUUGAGGCUGGCCGGCUCCCUGUGCGAAUACCGCCGGAUAUUCGCAAGAGAAUGUAUCAGGAAUUGCAAAGGAAAAUCAUGCAAUCUCCGCCCUUUACGGAUACAACUACGCUCAUAUCAACCCAUCACUGUUUGCGCCUGCUGGUCUCUUGGCUACGUGAUACCGUCCCACCAGACGAGCAAGACGUCUCAGACGACAGCUGGAUAGGCUCGCUGCUGACAGUGUCACCCUUCCAACGGCUGGUGGAAUAUUUCUCAGCAGAAAUUGGGGACGGCGGGAACCAGCGGAUGCAGCGGAAGGAUUUCAUGUACAAUUUUCACAGGGACAUCUCACUGACUGAAAACGAUGAGAUGAACUCCCGGGUUUUUGAGAGCGCGCCGAAUGUGCAUCUCCAUCGCUCGGUCCAGGAUGUAUGGUUCGAUGCUGCCACUGCUGAGAUCGCGAAGAGAAGGGCUGGCAACCAUAGGAAAGAGAAAGUUAUGCUCUAUGACGGCGUGCCUUUCUUAUUCGGCUGCCCUUACUGCAAGCCCGGUGCUGGUGAUGGAUGCCCAUACCACCUCCUCAACACAUCAUGGACAUCCCACCGUCUCUCCCCACUCCACUACGAAAUCAACAAAAAUGCGGAGUCAUAUUCCCUCCUCACAAACAGAACCGCCCUAGACACUUACGCCGCGCGCCUGAGAGACUACCUGACUAACUCCCUGGCUGUGGCCGGCGCGCCAACUUUGCAACAUGACCCAGCAACAUCCGCAACCCUCGGCGCACUCCAAUCAUGUACAUGGGAAGCUAUAUCAUCCCUUUCCUUCCUGGACGCGAGCAUGAUUUCCGAGCAUGGGGGACAUAGUGCAUUUGAGCAGAACGAGGAAGAACCGGCAGGCCUCCUAAUAACCCUCACCUACGAAAACGCCACAUACAAAGCCGCCCUUCUUAGCUCUGGUGCUGUCUCUAGGAACCAGAGCCAAGACCAAGAACAAUUGCAGAAGCAGAGAAAGCGCAAACGAGGCCGUCCAUCCCUGAAGUCAUCAAUAACGACAGUAUCCGCAUCAACACACCUCCCCCUUCUCCUUUUACGCCUCCCGAAACCCCUCAGGGAGAGCUUAUUUUCGUUCCUUAGCUCGAACUUCGACACGUAUGUGUCUGCCUUACGGAUCUCAAGCCACGGGCUUUGUGAAAUUCUGCAAAGUUAUCUUAGUGGAUUGACCCCAGCUGGGCCAGUGAACGCGGGUGCGGAUGUAGGAGAGAUUAUGCGCGAAUUACACAUAACGAUCUCCUUUGCCCCGCCGAUAGCACCCUCGCUGAAGGCGCUGACUGUUUGUAUUCCGAGGGAGACGUCUGGGGCUUUUAUACGAGUGCCAGGGUCUACUUCUUACGCAGGUAAUGCCGGGACUUCCGUGCUGUCUGGACUGUCAGCGUACUUAUCGAAACAUCUUGCUCUGGAUUUGAGAUUGCCGUUAGUGGAAGGUGCAGCCGCUACUACUGCUGGGUCUUUGCUGACAGGGGGCUAUGUGCGGCUCACGAGAAUUGCGUGUGCUGGUUUUGUGGUUACCUCUGAGGGGCGAUUGAAGAUUGUUGCGAAGGCGGAAGACAGAACUGGAGGAGAGGAGGAUGAUGAGCAGAAAAGAGGCGAGUUGAGUGGUGGAGAGGCACUGCUCAGGGCUGUUCUGAAGAGGGCUGGAAAUGGCAUGGGGAGUGGAUUUGAUAGUCAUGCUGAAGAACAAAAUUAA